Triplophysa rosa is the source of this 4219-nucleotide messenger RNA. It is a transcript of the gene chst15a, whose product is annotated as carbohydrate (N-acetylgalactosamine 4-sulfate 6-O) sulfotransferase 15. The coding region runs from base 707 to 2281 and encodes 524 amino acids. The transcript is spliced from 9 exons. NCBI's taxonomy places the organism in Eukaryota, Metazoa, Chordata, Actinopteri, Cypriniformes, Nemacheilidae. The record is from RefSeq and is a predicted model, not a curated record. Gene Ontology annotation, biological process: hexose biosynthetic process. Gene Ontology annotation, molecular function: N-acetylgalactosamine 4-sulfate 6-O-sulfotransferase activity.
CAGAAAGGCUUUCAUCAAGUCAGUCGUCAGAAAGUUGUAUACAGCGCGCACAGAUUUAAUAUAUCAAACGCCAACGUAACGCACGUUCAUCCUCAGGGACUACUGAGAUGUUCAACUUGUCAAGUGAGGGUUACUUAAACACAUCUCCACUGCUUCCUCGCUCUGGUGCCACACAUGGUGCACACCAAACACGAUGAAGCUAUCCAUCAAACCACUGACGGUCUGAAAUCAACAGCAAACCACAUCCCUGGUGUUUCAAGCAAGGAGACACAAACAUCUUCAAGCUGCAAAACAAAUCUGCCAAACAGAAUAGCCAUUUCUGAGACCUAAGAUGCUGUCGAAACGUUUGUGACCUUCACAACAAAAUUUGCGCCUAAGUGCCGCCGUGUCAUUUGUAGCAGCUAAAUUGAAGGCGGCUGUAAUCUUCUCCCACACGUCUUUCUCAUCGCCGCACGUGCUGGAAGCCCCAGGCAGCCGGCUCUCUCAUUCCACCGUCUGUCUCCCUGCCCACAAGUAUUCCAUUAUAAACAAUGACCUGCCACACAGCAUCUGCUGUCUGAAAGAUGUUGAUUUCAUUGGUAAAGCUCUUUUGGGUGACGGUGUACUUCGUGCAAGCAAUGUGAAUGGAGCAAUCUUCGCCCGACAGUAACUCACAUCAAUGGGGUUCACUUUAUAUGCAAAGAGGAUAAAAUUAUCGUGACACAAAAUGGACCACAGACAUGGGCUUCUCAAUGGCUUGGCUGAAAAACUGGAGUACUGUGAAAACAGGCCUGCAUUUCUAAACCGGGACAACAGGUGGAUGAGUGUAUUGACAAUAAUAGAAUACAGCAGAGAGCAAAACCAAGCAUGGAGUCCCUGGACAUUGGGAUCUGUAAGGAAAAUCAAGAUCUUAAGCUUUAUUUUUGGGCUUAUAGUCACCGUCCUCAUCAUGGCUUCCUACAUCUUGACGAGGGACCAGAAAGGGCUCUUUCUAACACCAUCACCAUAUCACCUUACUGUUAUAUCUCACCCCGCACAACUGACCCUUAACCUGAACUUCACAACAGACUACACAGCAGUGAGAGAAAUAGUGAGAAGUAUUGUGGCCCGAGUGGAUUUUAGACGGAGAAGAGUCCCUGAGCUUAGAGAACUAAGAGAAAAAGAGACACAAAUAUUUUCUGCCAUUCCUCUCAAGUUCCUUCCCUAUCUCAAAAAUCCAUGCUGGUAUGAGGAAUUCCUUGAAAACAUCACAGCAGAUCCAUAUGGGAAAAACCUGUACGCUCUUUAUUCGAAGCGCUUUCAGGCCAUAUAUGAUCACCUGCGUAGAGCCUUUCCGGCUCACCUUCAUCAGUAUGCAGGUAGUCAUUACCGUCUGCGCUGCGUGCCUUUUUUUUACAUCAUCGGUCAGCCCAAAUGUGGCACCACGGACCUCUACGACCGGUUACGGCUGCAUCCCGAGGUCCAUUUCACCACUAUGAAGGAACCGCACUGGUGGACGAGAAAGAGGUUUGGUAUCAUCAGGCUGAGUAAUGGUUUCCAUAACCCCUACCCACUGAAAGACUAUCUGGAUCUGUUUGACCAAGCAGCCAAUCAGAUUCAGGAUCAGCUGAUGAACAUCUCUUCCAAAAGCCACAAAAAGGUUGACAUUAUAAUAGGUGAAGCAAGUGCAUCCACUAUGUGGGACAACAACGCUUGGAUUUAUUUCUACAACAACGGCACGGGGGUGGAACCUCCUUUUCUUGUACAAGACUUCAUUCAUGCUGUCCAACCAGAUGCCAGAUUUAUUGUGAUGCUCAGAGACCCGGUAGAGAGGCUUUACUCAGACUAUCUGUACUUUGGCAUGGCUAAUAAAUCUGUGGAGGAUUUUCACGAGCGAGUAUCAGAAUCGCUGCAGAUGUUUGAGGUCUGCUUGACUGAGAGAUCCAUCCGUUCCUGUAUUUACAACACUACCCUCAACAACGUAAUGCCCGUGAGGCUUCAGGUCGGGCUAUAUGUCAUAUAUCUGCUGGACUGGCUGAGUGUAUUCGGUAGGGAGCAAAUUCUCAUUCUACGAUUGGAAGAUCACGCUGCCAACCGGAAAAACACCAUGCGGAGAGUCUUUGACUUUCUACAGUUAGGACCUCUCACUCGCCAGAAGGAAGCAGACAUCACAAAGAGCCCCGCCUCCAACACCAGAAGACCAGCCAAUCGAAAUCUUGGCCCAAUGCUGCCCAUAACCAAGGAGAUUUUGCAAGACUUCUACAGGCCGUUUAACCAGCACCUGGCCCAGGUGCUAAGGGACCCUGCCUUUCUGUGGACGUAGCCCUGACAAUGAAGGAAUGAACAGACAAUAUGUACAAAUGUAUUAAACACAAAUGAAACUCUUGUUGGGUGUGCUGGUUUCACCUUUGGACAAAAUUUAAAUGACAGUAAAUUUAGACACAAGUACAUACAGAUACCACUUUUUCAGGUUUUUGUUAGGUGCUGGACACUUUCAUCACCGCACUUGCUGCUAGGGAUGCACGAUAUCAUCGGCACGCCGAUAUUAUCGGCAGAUAAUGGCUUAUAAAUUAAUUAUCGGCAUCGACCCGAUAAAGAAAGUAACGCCGAAAUGCCUCGCCGAUAGGAAGAUGUAAUUAAAUCAUGCUUGUAAAAGCAGCACAUUACAUUAACUGAGUGCGCAAAGAAAUCCAUCUCUGCGCCCGUCAGCUACGCACUGCCUAUUUAUUGAUUAACGUUUUUAACUAAAACACAAUGUAAAAAUAAAUUUGAAUCCUGCCCAUCGUCCAUCGGGAGUAGACUUUUAACUUGAGCUCAAGCGUGCAUAAUAUGCAACGCGCCGCCCUGUGACUUUCGUCUAUGCACACUGCCGUUUUGUAGUCUCCAUUUCAAAGCAAAUUAUUUAGUUUAUCAUAAUUUUAAAAUGUGAAAAGCAGGGCUCGACAUUAACGCUUGUGAAGUGAAUGUUUUGUAUGGGCAAGUGAGAGAUAACUUUACUUGCCCGACUGGACAAGUAACUUGAAAAAAAAUAACAACAGUGCGACAUAUAUGUAGAAUAAUAAGAAUAUGUGCAUUAGACAGAGCUGUGUGUUUGUGUGUAGUGCGUUUGUCGUGGUGGUGCUUGUUGUAUGUGACAAUAAUCAAUGGCGCAUCGCACUGAGUCCAUGUAACUACAUGCGGACGCGGAAUCCUGUUAUUUAAAUGUCAUCUGGCUGUUCUGCGUGUCUGAGUGAAUUACGUGCACAGUUUAACAUACAACACGAGUGAUGGUCGAGUAUUUUAUCUGCGUCUGCACUGUAUGAGGAUGUGAACACAUGAACUUCAUCUCCAGUCAGAGUUGCUCUGUGAGUUUAUUUUACGAGCGUUUUACUGUUUGAGUGAAGCUAUCUGCAAACAAGCGUCUUCCCGAAGACCCGUCAAAAUAAAAGUCCCAUUAAAUUUAAUACUUUUAAAAAUUGUAGUGCCAUUGUAGUGAAUUGAUAAACACUGUAUACUAUAGUAAAGUUCAAAAAAGUAUCUUAAGAAUUUUACUGCAGUUUACUAUAGUAUACUACAGUAAUUUAUGUGGACACAUAUACCACUAUUGUAUAGUUAAAAAGGAAAAAUACACAACUGAGAAAUAUUCAAACAAAUUUAGGUAAUCUAAAAAUGAUACGGCCCUAAUUUAUUCAUCUGUAUGUAACAUUAAUGUCUUUUGUCAGUUACCUGUCUAUUCACGAUGAACUGUACUUGCAUAUUUUUUUUAAUGAUGACAACAGACGAUUUAUACUCCUACAGUUUGGCCUGUGCUACCAAACUUUAAACCUUUCUAGCACCAGUGCUAUGUGCAAAAAAGUUAACCUACAGCCUUAACACUAAUAAUAAUUACUGCUUGCCUUUGUUUUAUAGCAGUCACAGAGAGUGCCUAUAACCAAAUUCAGGCGGCCAAAGUGGACACGCAGCGGCCUGGUGCUUUUAGCUGCGUAAAAACGCCCGGUGGAUAGACAGCACAUAUCGGUAUCGGCUAUCGGCUUAAUUGAGGUGGAAAUUAUCGGCAUAUCGGCAAAAAUCCAAUAUCGUGCAUCACUACAGUUGCUGCUGUAAGAGUUUGUUCUAGAUGAUUGAUGAAAAAUCAAUAGACAAGUUAUUUCAUUCAUCUGUUUUAAAGACACUAGAAGCCAAGGUGUAUCAACAAACCAGAAACCUCACAUUUCUGAACAGAAACAAAAAGGUAGCAUUGUACAAAUACAAUUGCAAGUAACAAGAAAUAAAAAAAACAGUA